This is a messenger RNA of Frieseomelitta varia, 1917 nucleotides long. It is a transcript of the gene Fbxl7, whose product is annotated as F-box/LRR-repeat protein 7. The record is from RefSeq and is a predicted model, not a curated record. Gene Ontology annotation, cellular component: SCF ubiquitin ligase complex. Gene Ontology annotation, molecular function: protein binding. Gene Ontology annotation, biological process: SCF-dependent proteasomal ubiquitin-dependent protein catabolic process. The coding region runs from base 277 to 1593 and encodes 438 amino acids. Lineage: Eukaryota; Metazoa; Arthropoda; Insecta; Hymenoptera; Apidae. The transcript has 3 exons.
UGUACUAAAAAAAUGUUUAAUUAUCAAUGGAAAUUACCCUAAGAAGUUCUAUUUAAAAAGUGGGGAUUUAUCGACAGUAUUGGAGCCUUAUAAAUAAGCAUAUUUUGAAUUUAAUAUUUUCCCUGCAAUUCAUAGUACUAACUACGAUCUCCAGCUGGUACAAGAAUUGGAAUAUAAGCUCAAAAUGGAGGCAGUGCUAAAUAGAUCGAUAUUGUUCCAUAAUAUCAUAUAUUGUUACUGAUUUUUCUAUUUGCCGCAUUCUAAAUAGAGCAUGGAAUGGAUGGAUCGUGUCCACUUCUCCUUCCAUCCUUUGGGGAAAAGGACAGUUCUGAAAGAGAAGCUCCAUAUUCAUCGCAAAAGGUUGGUCUAUAUAGGCCAACAUCAGAUGCAAUUGACUUAGGAUAUCAUACAUUAGAUAACAAUGUCUGUCGUUCUACAUCUUCAUCAGCCGUUAUAUCAGUUCCGAUCAGACAGCAAAUUCUGUUACAACAAAAGUGCAUUUAUGUCACAGAUCUGUGUCAGCUGGAUGAUACUUUGUUGCUGAAGAUAUUCAGUUGGCUGAGUACCAGAGAUUUAUGUUCUGUUGCUCAAACUUGCAGACGCCUUUGGGAAAUAGCAUGGCAUCCGUCACUUUGGAAAGAAGUAGAAAUACGUUAUCCCCAAAAUGCAACAGCUGCGUUGAACGCCUUAACUAGACGAGGAUGCCACACGUAUAUCCGUCGUUUGAUACUUGAAGGUGCUGUUGGCCUGGCUGGAAUUUUUGCCCAGUUACCAUUUCUAAAUUUAACUUCGUUGGUUUUAAGACACUCCCGACGAGUUACAGACACAAACGUGACGGCUAUCUUAGACAAUUGUAUACAUCUGAAGGAACUAGACUUGACAGGAUGUAUCAACGUUACAAGAGCAUGUAGUCGAAUAACAACGUUGCAGUUACAGUCGUUAGAUCUCAGCGAUUGUCACGGUAUGGAAGAUUCUGGCUUAGUUUUGACACUGUCCCGCAUGCCACAUCUUGCCUGUUUAUAUUUGCGACGAUGUGCGCGGAUAACUGAUGCCAGCCUCAUAGCAAUCGCCUCCUAUUGUGGUAAUUUGCGUCAGUUGUCUGUCUCUGAUUGUGUGAAGAUUACGGAUUACGGAGUACGGGAGUUAGCAGCACGUCUCGGCCCAUCGUUGCGUUACUUCUCAGUGGGAAAAUGUGAUCGCGUGUCAGACGCUGGUCUGUUGGUUGUUGCCAGGCACUGUUACAAAUUAAGGUAUUUAAAUGCCCGUGGCUGUGAGGCACUUAGUGAUAGUGCUACGUUAGCUUUGGCACGCGGAUGUCCGCGUUUAAGAGCCCUCGAUAUAGGAAAAUGUGAUAUUGGUGAUGCAACUCUUGAAGCCCUUUCUACCGGAUGUCCAAAUUUGAAGAAAUUAUCUUUAUGCGGUUGUGAACGUGUUACGGAUGCUGGAUUAGAAGCUUUAGCAUAUUACGUACGAGGACUGAGACAGCUGAAUAUUGGCGAAUGCCCGAGGGUUACAUGGGUUGGAUACCGAGCAGUGAAACGUUAUUGCCGCAGAUGUAUCAUAGAACAUACAAAUCCUGGCUUUUCAAGCUGAGUCUUCUGAAUCAUUUUUUUUUCUUUUUGCUAAUUUUAUUCAUUCAGUCUAUUUAUUAAUCUAGACUUGUUUUAGUACUUAUUUAGAUACUAAUUUGUAAAAAAAAAAAUUAACCAACUAUAUAUAUAUACACAUACAUAUAUGUUAUCCGUCAUAUAUAUAAAAAUAUAUGUAUGUAUGUAUGUGUUAUGCAUAUAUAUUACGUGGUUUGCAAUAUGCUAAAAAGCAUUUCUUGCUAUUUAUUGACUUUAUAACUUAAUACACAAGGAUUAAUAGUUCUAUGUAAUUUGUAUAUUUAUUUUAUAAAUAAAGAUCUAAAAUUUU